Molecule: messenger RNA, 5634 nt
Organism: Hippocampus zosterae (dwarf seahorse)
Lineage: Eukaryota; Metazoa; Chordata; Actinopteri; Syngnathiformes; Syngnathidae
Product: receptor-type tyrosine-protein phosphatase N2-like
Exons: 23
Coding region: 261-3200 (979 amino acids)
Biological process (GO): protein dephosphorylation
Cellular component (GO): secretory granule
Molecular function (GO): protein tyrosine phosphatase activity
Source: RefSeq, a predicted model, not a curated record
ACCCGUGAGCUUGCUGAGAGCAGCGGCGGCAGCAGCAUCCGGAGGAGGAAGAGCAAUCAACGCCCGAGCUUUCAGCCUCACUGCCCGCCUGCCUCCUACCCUCCCUCCCUCGCUCCAUCCAUUCGUCCAGCCACGCAACCGACUCGUUUCCUGCUUGCCAGGCCGCGCAGGUGCCUUCCAGAGCGCACCCCCCGGACCGAACAGAACCCGAGAGGACGGAUGGCCUUUUAACGUGCGGUUGAAGCCAAAGCAGGAGAGACAUGCCGCCGUCUUCCUUCUCCUCCUUUUGCCUCCUCGUCGUCCUCCUCCUGCGCACGUAUUCCUCCCCCGCCUUGGCUGACAGGCUUGUCGGUUGUCUAUUUGAGCAAGAACUGUGUACACCAUUUGAGCUAUGUGUCAACGACGGGAUGUUCGGGAGGUGUUACUCCAUCCCGGUGAGCGACGUUUACUCCUAUGACGUCACCCUGCCCGUCGUACAACAUUUUCGACUGCUACUGGACAAAAUGGCCGAUACGGGUUUGACGUGGCAGGACGACACCACCCAGCAUGUUCUGGCCAAAGAACUCUCCAAAGUCAGGAAGAUUCCUCAUCGACUACCAUUGAGUGGCACUGCCGGCAACACGGACGGCAGGCCGGCGAUGGACCCCGUAGAUCGGAGGCUGAAGCCGGUGAAGGCAGAGCUUAGCAGAAACCUGCAGAUGUACCUCCAGCGUCUCGGAAUUCUCCCGAAGGCGGGCGGCGCUGAAAGCCUGAGGAAGAGCGGUCAAGUCCAGUCAGACCUGUACAGCUCCAAGUCUGACCCGACGAAUACCAAGGCGUCUUCAUCCUUCAGAGUGAAGGAGAACCCAUCAGCGGAUCGGCUCCAAGUUGUCCUUAACAUCCUACGGGUGCUUCUCGCCGCCCAUCCUGAUGCCUCAGCACGCCUCAGACCGAUCUACAGCCAGGGAAUGGAAGCUUCUGACCCCAGGAACUUCAAAUCCAGACCCAAAACUCCAGGGGGUCCUGCCAAGGAGCCCCUUACAUUAGUGGAUGAGAAGUUCAUCCAGAACGUUUUGAAGAACAUCGGCAGGCAACACCUGGACGUGGACAAUCUGACACCGCAUGACAUGGACCAGCUGUCCAACCUCAUCGUGGAUGCUUUGCAAGUGGUGGACAAAGACCGUAUCGCAGACCGGGAUCAGGUUCAACCCGGGCCGAGAGACUUGGGAGAUGAGCUGAGUGACGGCAAGGAAGAAGAAAAGAAGGGAAAUGGCCGAGACGAGGAGAAUGUGGCGGAAGCUUCAACUGUGAAGAAGUCCUCUUCUGAACCACCUCAAGAAGUCCAAUCACCGACAAAUGACGACAAAGUGAAGGAGGAGGCUGGUGGUGAAAAUGUGUUCAGCAAACUUCUGGCAUACUUGGACCAAAGAGCCUCUAUCCCUUCCACAUCUUCUCCUCCUCACCGUCAGUCGGGUCUGGAGAACGUUCGUAGCCGCACCAGUGAGGUGGGCUUGUCGGUCCAAAAGAAGGACACCACACAGUCAGUGGAGGAGGUGUCCGAGGUGGCGGGCUGGGUGAAGGAGGUGGCCCCGCCACCGGCCGCCGUCAAAUACCAGGAAACGCGUCAGAGGAUGUCAGACGAACUCCAGCUGGAUGUCAAGGCCGCAGGGAAGGAGGCAGAUGAUGUCUUUGGAUAUGUCAUCACGGACACUGACGGUCUUCAGACGGACCAAGGUCUGCACAUGAUGGAGAUUCUGGCUCGCAUGGCCAGAAUCCAAAUCACCGACUUUGCCGAGUUGUCGGUGGUGGGCCCUGCAGUGACAUUCAAAGUGAGCCCCAACCGGCAAAAUGUCAGCACAGCAUACGUGGCACGAGUGGCCGUGGAACAGAAAGCGUCGCUGGAGAAGGAAGCCAAGCUCCGCAUCCUGGAGGCGGGAGUCGCAGAUGGCAGCGAGAUCUCUGCGAUCCCCGGCAAGUACAGCCAGGCCGAGUCCACCAAGUUCCUGGUCCUGACGGUGGCGUCCAUCUUGUGCAUCGCGGGCGUGCUGCUGGCGUCGAGCGUGCUUUAUUGCCUGCGACACAGGUCGCACCACAAACUCAAGGAGAAACUCAGCAACUUGGGAACGGACGCCGGACAAGAUGCCACCGCCACCUACCAGGAGCUCUGCCGUCAACGCAUGGCGGUCAAGCCGCCGGCGGAUCGUGCGGAACCGACGUCGUCCAGGAUCAAUAGCGUGUCUUCGCAGUACAGCGACGGCGGCGGCGGGGGCGCUUCAGCCGUCAGCCCGUCGGCCCGAAGCAGCCUCUCGUCCUGGAGCGAGGAGCCCGCACAACCCAACAUGGACAUCUCCACCGGCCACAUGAUCCUGUCGUACAUGGAGGACCACCUGAAGAACAAGAACCGCUUGGGGAAGGAAUGGGAGGCGCUUUGUGCCUACCAAGCCGAGCCCAACGCCUGCACGGUGGGCCUGAAGGAUGGCAACGCGAAGAAGAACCGAUCGCUCGCCGUGGUGGCCUAUGAUCAUUGCCGCAUCACCUUGCGACUGGAGAACAGCCAAGGAAACUCGGACUACAUCAACGCCAGCCCCAUUAUGGACCAUGACCCUCGCAACCCGGCCUACAUCGCCACGCAAGGCCCGUUGCCAUCCACCGUGGCCGACUUCUGGCAGAUGGUUUGGGAGAACGGCUGCGUGGUGAUCGUCAUGCUGACGCCGCUGGUGGAAAACGGCGUGAAACAGUGCUACCAUUACUGGCCUGAUGAGGGCUCCAAUCUCUACCACAUCUACGAGGUCAACCUGGUGUCGGAGCACAUCUGGUGCGAUGACUUCCUGGUACGUAGCUUCUACCUGAAGAACAUGCAGACCAACGAGACCCGUACAGUCACGCAGUUCCACUUCCUGACCUGGCUCAACCAGAACGUACCCGAGACCAGUCGCACCCUCCUGGACUUUCGCAGGAAGGUGAACAAGUGUUACCGUGGACGCGCUUGCCCAAUCAUUGUGCACUGCAGUGACGGCGCCGGCCGAAGCGGGACGUACAUCCUGAUCGACAUGGUCCUCAACCGGAUGGCAAAAGGCGCCAAGGAGAUGGACAUGGCGGCCACGCUGGAGCACCUGCGAGACCAACGACCCGACAUGGUGCAGACCAAGGAUCAGUUUGCGUUUGCGUUGACAACAGUGGCUGAAGAAGUCAACGCCAUCCUCAAAGUGCUUCCUCAGUAGGAAGGAGCGAUCCGGUGACUCAGCCAGCCAGUCAGCGAGCCAUCAUGCUCCUGUUGUUCUUGGCGGCUUUGCCGUCUGACGUGCGUUCUUCCUCUUCCCCCUCGUCAUGAUUCCAAUGAAAAGGUUUUUUUUUUUCUUUCUUUUUUUCCAUUUUUAACUCUGUCACUGCCAUCGACGGCAAAGAUCCAUUUUUACCGGGCUGGCAGUGAAUGAGUUAAAUACCCUGAAAACAAAAUGUCUUUCUGUAGCUUGAACUUUUCCAGCCAAGAUUUUCCUCUCCUCAUUUCUUGCGUGAUGUUCAUUUUGUUUCUCUUUGUGACCUCCCCCGAGGCACAACUUGAGUUUUGAAAUGAAUAGAACGCACGGGGAGUUUACAUACAUGUUUUUACAGCGGCAUCUCGACUUGCGACUUUUUUUGCUUUGGGUUCGGAACCAAAAUUUGAACAUUCCAAUGGUCCAAAACACAAAUGCAAAAUGAAAACGCUCGCAAGGAGCUGGCAUAGGCCACAGCUCAAACCUAGAUCCUUACUCGCUAGGCCACGCCCCUUAAAGGCACACGUCACAACUAUCAUUUAUUUACAUUUUUUAAAAAAUGUGUUUUGUACAAUAUGCCCAUGCAUAUAACAAACAUAGCAAAGCGCAGCUGUAACAUAACAAUACAACAGAACAUAUAACAUAAAACAUCGACAAUCCUAACAGCUAUUCCUGCCUACUACGCCUUGAAGCGGUUAUAGAUGAAAGCAGAGAAUCAAGUCUCCUUUCACUAGCGCUCCCCGAGACAUGACGUUACGCACUUCCGCUACAAGCUAAACGUGGAAGUAAACGAGAGCUGCAGCGUCCAUUGACCCACACAGAGAUCGAUUCAGUUCUGUCCCAACAUAACCAAAAAUUUGACACUGAAUGAACAACCACGUGAUCACUCUUCAGAAUUUUUAACACUCUCACACUUUUGUUGUACCAUUGUAUUUAUUUAUUUGUUUGUUUUAUGUGUCAGAUUUUUCCCAUAGUUUCAAAAAAACAUUUCUGUCAGUUUUUUAAAAUCUUUUUUUUGUAUCUCUUGAACUCAUUUUCGAGUUUUUGCGGGGAUCUCACCCCACUUUUCACGCAAAAUCAAUUCAUUAUUCACCUGUAGUAGUAAGUAGUGCUGCUCGAUUUUGUUUGAUGAAUAUUUGUUGAAUGCAGACUUAGUACCACAGGCCUCUUUCAAAGGUUUUCGAGAAACAGCCGCGAACCAUUUUGCCAAAAAUCACGAGAAAAUGAACAAGGCUAAUUAAUGCAAGGGAAAGAAGCCCAGCCAGCAACAUGGCGUCCGUAGAUCAUGUGACGUCCUUUCAACCAAUGACAGAGCAGUUUGCUGAGUUCAAAGUAAACCCCGAUUUUUUUUUGUGGUUUGUUUUGGGGUGGCCAUCAAAGGCAGGACCUCGCCCGGUGAGUGACGUGGGAGCCGACGAAUGAGAGUUGGCUGUUGUGAGCUGGUGUUCAGUGAUGUUUACCAAAUUCGGCCAUAAAGCAAAAAAAGUCUGCGAGAUAAAACGAGAUGAAGCCGUUGUAUCAUCGGUGUGCAUCAAGGUAGCGCAGUACGAUGUUUUCAUGUAUAAUAACAAAUGGAGAUGAUGAUCUAUGUAGCAUUUAGGGUCGACGCCGCGCCAAUCAUCCCCAAUGUGUUUCUAUUUAUUUCACUUCAUUUUUAGGUAUUGUGGUUUCGAUGGGCUGUCUUCACUUCCAGACACACGACGUUUUUUUUAACCACGAUAGUUGUGCAAAAAUUAAUGUGGUAGCUGUGCAAGCGUCAAAUCAAUACCAGUUGUCAGCAUGAGACGUUUGUUUUUUUUAGGUUGUGUGAAGUGAAGAUAAAAAUUAUGGCCCGACCGAUUUAGCCUCAUUUCAUUAAUCGGCAGAUAGAAUCCCAAAAACUUUUUCUGUUCUGCCUGUAAUCAAUAACCUUAUUGUUGUACACAUUAAGGCAAGCAAAAAAUAAGCGACUUGAUUGAACUUUUUUUAAAAAAUUGAGUCAGUUAUAGGAAUUCUCUUACGGUAAACGUGGGAAUCCAUUUUGGUCGGGCCCGAAUUUGAUAUGCCCGUCCAGGCUUCGUCAUGGCUUCAUUUACGACCUGAGAAAAUCCAGUUUGUGGUAUUCCUUGCCAUUGCUUGCUGUGUUAGCCACGUGAUUGCCAUCUUGCCGAGUGCUUUCUUUCAGCUUGCCUUCUUUCUCAACACGCAAACAGAGAGAGAGCGUGUGUGUGUAUCGGCUACAACCGGGACUCAAGGUUCAAUCCUUCAAUCAUUCUUUCGGUGGUUAUUUGAUUGUUGGCCGUGUGCUACGACGAGUACAAUUGUGCGUGGACGCGCACACAGACGGCAUCAGCACAUUGUACAGAAAAGCAACGGGAGCUAUAAAUUCGAUUGGUGUCAAUAAAGUUGUAUUGUAAAUGUC